This is a messenger RNA of Aspergillus caelatus, 2955 nucleotides long. RefSeq lists its product as uncharacterized. Bases 182 to 2491 code for a protein of 769 amino acids. The record is from RefSeq and is a predicted model, not a curated record. The transcript has 3 exons. Gene Ontology annotation, biological process: cellular hyperosmotic response; phosphorelay signal transduction system; phosphorylation. Lineage: Eukaryota; Fungi; Ascomycota; Eurotiomycetes; Eurotiales; Aspergillaceae. Gene Ontology annotation, molecular function: phosphorelay sensor kinase activity.
UUUUUUUUUUGGCAUAUCGAAGAAACAGUUCGGUGUAUAGCCAGGGCGUUACGAAACUAGAGAGCGCCGGAGCAAAGGUCUCCACUGUGCCAGGUACAGCACACCAGAAGCUGCCCUUGAAUACCAUAUUUGUGGCAGAGACAGCGACGCGUCGGAUACAAAAGUGGAUGCUGUGUUUAAUAUGGCCAGCAAAUUCGCUCUGGAUGUCGUUGUGUCGCAUCUUCAUGACGCGCUAAGUCAAGUGGGGGAUAGUAUUCUAAUCUCGCGGGAAGUCCUUUCUACAAUCCUUGAUGCAGUGACUCAGUCUGCAAAUACAGAGAGAGCUCUAUCACAAGUGGAAGCAGGCUACUUGUCUGUAAGAUGUAGGUUGGAAGCUUAUAAGAGGGCUGACGACCUUGUCGCCAAGGAGUUGUGUCAAGCGAGGAAAGAAGUAACAGCGUUCGCUAGGAACAAGCUCUCAGAUCCCCUGGUGCAAAGUAGGAAAGUUCCAGCUGGUAUCCCGAAUGACACCCAAAUAAGCAUGUGUGGCGGCUCGAGUGAAUCUGGGAAGGACAGUACAUCAAAGGAGUGCCCCGUGGCGGAAUGGAUUGACGAUACAAGCAACAAUUCUUGCAAAAUCGAUAAGGACUUAGCGGAACUACCUCGGAGUUUGGAUCUAUACGAGCCAUUCCGUAGCGGAACGGAGGGUGAAGAGAUACCAGAACAGCAGGUAGACGCCGAAACUAUCGAUGCAUCCAAAAGAGACCCUAUAACCGAAGCUUAUUACUUUACUGAGUUACCAGAUCCUGCGCCACCGCAUAGUUUUGAAAGGCAUAUCGGGAUCCGCACGUUUGACGAGAUAAUCAAGCUCAAAACUAGCAUUCGCUACAUGAUUUCGACUGUGGAGAAACGAUUGGAACAUUGUGUAUCUGCCAGGAAAACUGUCGAGGAAGCCUACCAUAGCAAGUCGGAACUUCUUGCUACCAUGAGCCAUGAGAUUCGCACACCCAUUCAUGGUAUCAUUGGUAUGGCUCAGUUAGGACUCGAAGCGGGUUGUCUUCCGGCAACUGCUCAUGACGCUUUUAACCUGGUUCAUAGCUUGGGCAAAAGUCUUUUGGCAAAUAUUAACAACGUUCUUGACUUAUCACGAAUAGAAGCCAGUCGUAUGGUUAUCGAAAGUAUCCCAUUCAAUCUUGGCUCAACAGUCCUGAACACACUAAAGCCUCUUGCAGUUGAGGCGAGCAAGAAGAAGACUGACCUUACCUAUGAAGUUGGUAGCUCUGUGCCCCAACACGCCGUUGGGGACCCAAACCGACUUUGCCAGGUUCUCUUCAACCUGGUCGGAAACGCAGUCAAAUUCACCAAGAAUGGGAGAAUUGAACUUUCCGUAAAGACUGCCCAGGAGCAGGCAUGUGCCGAAAACGAAUGCGUCCUGGAGUUCUCUGUUGCAGAUACUGGGGUCGGUAUUCAACCAAAUAAGCUGGAACUCAUUUUCGACAGAUUUCAACAGGCAGAUGAUUCCGUGGUUAAACACUUUGGCGGGUCAGGCCUUGGCUUGGCUAUAUCCAGAAAGCUCGUUAGUUUGAUGGGUGGUGAUAUCUGGGUUCAGUCAACUGUAGGCAUGGGCAGCAUUUUUUCCUUUACCUGGCCGUUGAAGCUUGAAAGUCCGUGUGCUGCCACGGCUGAACGCAUGAUAUCUCACAGAGAUUGUGUUGUUUUCUACAUCACAUCAAAUGGUCAAGAGAGCGACCCUAUAUGCGAGAUCAUAACCGAGCAUGGUAUCCAAGUGCGUGUAUUAAACCAGCAUGAUGUCCAAAUCCAGGAGCUACGGGACCAAAAUCAUCUUCCAGAUGUCCUUAUAGUGGAACAUCUUGAAAUGGCCUGCGCUCUACGGACUCAUGGACACUUCGGCUCGACACCCCUUGUCUUGUUCAAUCCCACACCGUCGGAUUCCUUCAAGAUCUCCAUAAAGUUAGCCUUUGACCUGGGUAUUGUAUCAUACAUUACUUCCCCUUGUUCUUCCGAAAGUGUUCUGAGCUCCCUACUUAGCGCUCUGCAGGAUCGUCCAAAACACCCCAAACCUAACCAAACCACGCCUUUGUCGGUCCUCAUAGCAGAAGACAACGAUAUCUGCCGACUGGUGGCAGCCAAAGCACUUGAAAAGUGCACCAGUGAUAUUACCGUCGUUACAAACGGUCUUCAAGCGCUCCAAGCAUAUCAAAGCCGACCGUUCGACGUGAUCGUUAUGGAUAUCCAAAUGCCGGUAAUGGACGGACUUGAGGCAGUGUCCAAGAUCCGCAAUUACGAGCGAACCCACAAAACAAAGCGGACCUCAAUAAUCGCGAUCACAGCUGAUAUCGUAAAUGACGAUCGUCUCGGAGCAGAAAUGGACGAGUAUGUAUCGAAACCACUGAACCCAAACCAGCUACGGGAUGUGGUCUUGACGUGCCACUCGGAAGGAGCCCCAAUCGCAAACGACCGGCGAGAACAUGGACAGAAGCUCCGCAUGUGAAAUCUAGAGAUAAGGGCUACUUGUCUUAGGAAGGCAAAUAAUUGAUCGCCCCGCACACAUCCCUUACAGCUAACCCAUCAGGUGCCUUGCCGAUCUUUCAUGGAUAGCGGGAUAGCCAUUGGGUCAACAAUCGGACUCCUACGAAGACACUCCCACCGGAAAUCCUUCUUUUUAAAUAGAAUUCAUAGUGCUACUACCCCGUGCUUGAUAAAUCCAGGGCUGAACUGUACCGGUGUCUUAUGACGCGCAUCCUCAACGUGCUAUAGAAUUUCUAGCGUUUCGGUUGUAUAUUCCGGGCAUUUUAGGGUUUGCGGCGUACAUACAUAGGAACAAACCCCUGAGAAACAUAGUUUCCAAAUCAUCUCACAUAUGUAGAUAGCAUCUCUUUAAGGUAAGUCCAAUGAGACUUGUCUUAAGGCACGAGUUUAGCUCGAUUAGUUAAGAGACACCCGAGCAAGAUGCAG